Messenger RNA from Lampris incognitus (smalleye Pacific opah), 8299 nucleotides. Its product is annotated as myosin-10-like. NCBI's taxonomy places the organism in Eukaryota, Metazoa, Chordata, Actinopteri, Lampriformes, Lampridae. The coding region runs from base 229 to 6168 and encodes 1979 amino acids. The transcript is spliced from 41 exons. The record is from RefSeq and is a predicted model, not a curated record. Gene Ontology annotation, cellular component: myosin complex. Gene Ontology annotation, molecular function: cytoskeletal motor activity; actin filament binding; ATP binding.
UUUAGGAGGGGCCCUACUGUAGGGGCAGUGUCUUUGGUGCAUACCAAAGCCCGAAUACAUGCCUGCAUUUCAAUCGUGUGUGUGUGUGUAAGCCGCUGGUUGCAUCAAGUCUUGUUUGUUUUUUUUCUCCCAGGGGCAGAUUUAGAAGACCUCCGUGAGCAGCCGCCGAGCGUUUCUCAGUAUAGACUGCACCAGGCGGCCAAGUUGCUCUGGUAACCUCCAGUUAAGAUGUCUCAUCGGAGUGGGCAGGAGGACCCAGAGCGGUACCUGUUUGUGGACCGGGCUGUGGUCUACAACCCGGCCUCACAGGCCGACUGGACGGCCAAGAAACUGGUAUGGAUCCCCUCCGAACGCCACGGCUUUGAGGCGGCCAGUGUCCGGGAGGAGCGAGGCGACGAGGUCCUGGUUGAACUGGCGGAGAAUGGGAAGAAGAUAGUGGUCAACAAGGAUGACAUCCAGAAGAUGAAUCCACCCAAGUUCAGCAAAGUGGAGGACAUGGCUGAGCUCACUUGCCUGAAUGAGGCCUCUGUGCUGCACAACCUAAAGGACCGGUACUACUCUGGACUCAUAUAUACAUAUUCUGGCCUGUUCUGUGUGGUCAUCAACCCAUACAAGAACCUGCCCAUCUAUUCAGAGAACAUCAUUGAGAUGUACAGAGGGAAGAAGAGGCACGAGAUGCCCCCACACAUUUACGCCAUCUCUGAGUCGGCAUAUCGCUGCAUGCUUCAAGAUCGUGAGGACCAAUCAAUCCUUUGCACAGGUGAAUCAGGUGCUGGCAAGACAGAGAACACCAAGAAGGUCAUCCAGUACCUGGCCCACGUCGCCUCCUCACACAAAGGCCGCAAAGACCACAACAUUCCUGGUGAGUUGGAACGCCAGCUGUUGCAGGCCAACCCCAUUCUCGAAUCCUUUGGCAACGCCAAGACAGUGAAGAACGACAACUCAUCUCGCUUUGGGAAAUUCAUCCGCAUCAACUUUGAUGUCGCAGGCUACAUCGUGGGGGCUAACAUCGAAACCUACCUUCUUGAGAAGUCGAGGGCCAUCAGACAGGCCAAAGAUGAGAGGACGUUCCACAUCUUCUACCAGCUGCUGGCAGGAGCCGGGGAGCACCUCCGCUCGGACCUGCUCCUGGAAGGGUUCAAUAACUACCGUUUCCUGUCCAACGGUAACAUCCCCAUCCCUGGCCAGCAGGACAAGGACAACUUCCAGGAAACCAUGGAGGCAAUGCACAUCAUGAGCUUCUCUCAUGAAGAGAUCGUCUGCAUGCUGAAGGUGGUGUCUGCAGUGCUGCAGUUUGGAAACAUCAUCUUUAAGAAGGAGAGGAACACUGACCAAGCCUCUAUGCCAGAGAACACAGCGGCCCAGAAGCUGUGUCACCUGCUGGGAAUGAACGUGAUGGAGUUCACCAGAGCAAUCCUUUCCCCCCGGAUCAAAGUAGGGCGAGACUACGUUCAGAAGGCACAGACUAAAGAACAGGCUGAUUUUGCUGUUGAGGCCUUGGCUAAGGCAACAUAUGAGCGCCUGUUCCGCUGGCUUGUCCACCGCAUCAACAAGGCUCUGGACAGGACCAAACGCCAGGGGGCCUCAUUCAUUGGAAUUCUGGACAUUGCUGGCUUUGAGAUCUUUGAGCUGAACUCGUUUGAGCAGUUGUGCAUCAACUACACCAAUGAGAAGCUGCAGCAGCUGUUCAACCACACCAUGUUCAUCCUGGAGCAGGAGGAGUACCAGAGGGAGGGCAUCGAGUGGAGCUUCAUCGAUUUCGGCCUUGACCUGCAGCCUUGCAUUGACCUCAUCGAGAGGCCGACCAACCCCCCUGGUAUCCUGGCUCUGCUGGAUGAGGAGUGCUGGUUCCCCAAGGCCACAGACAAGAGCUUUGUGGAGAAGGUGCUGCAGGAGCAGGGUACACAUGCCAAAUUCCAGAAACCACGCCAGCUCAAGGACAAAGCUGACUUCUGCAUCAUUCACUAUGCUGGCAGGGUGGACUACAAGGCUGACGAGUGGCUGAUGAAGAACAUGGACCCGCUCAAUGACAACGUGGCCACGCUACUGCACCAGUCGGCCGAUAAAUUUGUGGCCGAGCUCUGGAAAGAUGUUGACCGUAUCGUGGGUCUGGACCAGGUAGCAGGGAUGAAUGAGACGGCUUUUGGUGCAGCCUACAAGACCAAGAAGGGCAUGUUCCGCACCGUGGGCCAACUGUACAAGGAACAGCUAUCCAAACUCAUGGCAACCCUGAGAAACACCAAUCCCAACUUUGUCCGCUGCAUCAUCCCCAACCAUGAGAAGAGGGCUGGUAAACUGGACCCCCACCUGGUUCUGGACCAGCUGAGGUGUAAUGGAGUCUUGGAAGGAAUCCGUAUCUGCAGACAAGGCUUCCCCAACCGCAUCGUCUUCCAGGAGUUCAGACAGAGGUAUGAGAUCCUCACGCCCAACGCCAUCCCCAAGGGCUUCAUGGAUGGCAAGCAGGCCUGUGAGAGAAUGAUCCGAGCCUUGGAGUUGGACACCAACCUUUUCCGCAUCGGCCAGAGUAAAAUCUUCUUCAGGGCGGGCGUCCUGGCCCACUUGGAAGAGGAGAGGGACCUGAAAAUUACUGACAUCAUUAUCUACUUCCAGGCUGUCUGCCGGGGAUACCUGGCACGAAAGGCCUUUGCUAAGAAACAGCAGCAGCUGAGCGCCCUGAAGGUUCUCCAGAGGAACUGUGCUGCUUAUCUGAAGCUGCGCCACUGGCAAUGGUGGAGACUAUUCACCAAGGUGAAACCUCUGCUGCAGGUGACCAGGCAGGAGGAGGAAAUGCAGGCUAAAGAUGAGGAGCUGGUCAAGGUGAAGGAGAAGCAAAGCAAGGUGGAGGGGGAGCUGGUGGAGAUGGAGAGGAAACACCAGCAGUUGAUAGAGGAGAAGAAUAUCCUUGCGGAGCAGCUGCAGGCAGAGACGGAGCUGUUUGCUGAGGCAGAGGAAAUGAGGGCCCGUCUGGCUGCCAAGAAACAGGAGCUGGAGGAGAUCCUCCAUGACCUGGAGUCCAGGGUGGAGGAAGAGGAGGAGAGGAACCAGAGCCUGCAGAAUGAGAAGAAGAAGAUGCAGUCUCACAUCCAGGACCUUGAGGAACAGUUGGAUGAGGAAGAGGCCGCCAGGCAGAAGCUGCAGCUGGAGAAGGUGACCGCUGAGGCCAAAAUGAAGAAAUACGAAGAGGACAUUCUGCUCCUGGAGGACCAGAACUCCAAGUUCCUCAAGGAAAAGAAGCUACUGGAGGACCGUAUCAAUGAGAUGACCUCCGUACUGGCUGAGGAGGAGGAGAAGGCCAAGAAUCUGGGCAAAGUCAAAAACAAGCAGGAGAUGAUGAUGGUAGACCUGGAGGAACGCCUAAAGAAGGAGGAGAAGACCCGUCAGGAGCUGGAAAAGGCUAAAAGGAAGCUGGAUGGGGAAACAUCAGACUUCCAGGACCAGAUAGCCGAGCUGCAGGCCCAGAUUGAGGAGCUCAAAGUUCAGCUGGCCAAAAAAGAAGAAGAACUUCAGUCAUUGCAGGCUAGGGGUGAGGAUGAGGUGGGCCAGAAGAACAAUGCCUUGAAACAGGUGCGGGAGCUGCAGGCCCAGCUGUCUGAGCUGCAGGAGGACCUGGACUCCGAGAAACAGGCCAGGAACAAGGCUGAGAAACUCAAGAGGGACCUGAGCGAAGAGCUGGAGGCCUUGAAGACGGAGCUAGAGGACACUCUGGAUACCACCGCCGCUCAGCAGGAGCUCAGGACUAAGCGUGAGCAGGAGGUGGCAGAACUGAAGAAAGCCCUCGAAGAAGAGGGCAAGAGCCAUGAGGCCCAGAUCCAGGAAAUGCGACAGAGGCACGGCACUGCUCUGGAAGAGCUUUCUGAGCAGCUGGAGCAGGCCAAAAGGUUUAAGGCUAACCUGGAGAAGACCAAACAAAGCCAGGAGAGUGCCAACAAGGAGCUGGCCAGCGAAGUGAAGGGGCUGCAGCAAGCAAAGACAGAGUCUGAGCACAAGAGGAAGAAACUUGAGUCCCAGCUCCAGGAGUUAAAUGCCCGAGUCACAGAGGGAGAGAGGACCAAGGGAGAACUAGCCGACCGUUCACAUAAACUACAGACUGAGUUGGAUAAUGUGUCUACCAUGUUGGAGGAUGCAGAGAGAAAGGGCAUCAAGAUGGCCAAGGAUGCUGCUGGACUAGAGAGUCAGCUACAAGACACACAGGAACUUCUCCAAGAGGAGACGCGUCAGAAGCUGAACCUGAGCAGCCGUAUCCGCCAGCUGGAGGAGGAAAAAAAUGCUCUGCAGGAGCAGCAGGAAGAGGACGAGGAAGCACGCAAGAAUCUGGAAAAACAGAUCCUGACACUGCAGGCACAGCUGGUGGAGACCAAGAAGAAGCUUGAGGAUGACGUUGGUGCGCUGGAAGGCCUGGAGGAGACGAAGAAGAAGCUUCAGAAGGACAUGGAGCUGGCUAACCAGCGUAUGGAGGAGAAGACUAUUGCCUUCGAGAAGAUGGAGAAAACCAAGAACCGCCUCCAACAGGAGCUGGAUGAUCUGACCGUAGACCUGGAUCAUCAAAGGCAGAUAGUCUCCAACCUGGAAAAGAAGCAGAAGAAGUUUGACCAGAUGCUGGCUGAGGAGAAGAGCAUCUCGGCCCGCUAUGCUGAGGAGCGUGACCGUGCCGAGGCAGAGGCCCGAGAGAAGGACACCAAGGCCCUGUCCAUGACUAGAGCUCUGGACGAGGCUCUGGAGGCCAAGGAGGAACUGGAGAGACUCAACAAGCAGCUCCGUGCUGAGAUGGAGGACCUGAUGAGCUCUAAGGAUGACGUAGGCAAGAACGUCCACGAGCUGGAGAAGUCCAAGCGUACUCUGGAGCAGCAGCUGGAGGAGAUGAGGACCCAGCUGGAGGAACUGGAGGAUGAGCUGCAGGCUACGGAGGACGCCAAGCUGCGCCUGGAGGUCAACAUGCAGGCCAUGAAGGCCCAGUACGAGAGGGACCUUCAGGGCCGCGACGACCAGAAUGAUGAGAAGAAGAGGGCACUCGUCAAACAGGUGCGAGAGAUGGAGGCAGAAUUGGAGGAUGAGAGGAAGCAGAGGGCUCUGGCUGUAGCUGCUAAGAAGAAGCUGGAAAUGGAUCUGAAGGAUGUAGAGGGACAGAUAGAGGGAGCCAACAAGGCCAGAGAUGAAGCCAUCAAGCAGCUGCGCAAGUUACAGGCCCAAAUGAAGGACUACCAGAGAGAGCUGGAGGAUGCCCGGGCCUCCAGGGACGAGAUUUUUGCCCAGUCCAAGGAGAAUGAGAAGAAACUCAAGAGUCUGGAGGCUGAAAUUCUACAGCUGCAUGAGGAUCUUGCAGCAUCUGAGAGGGGCCGGCGCCAUGCAGAACAGGAACGGGACGAGCUGCAAGACGAGAUCUCAAACAGCACCUCCGGAAAGUCUGCCCUAAUGGAUGAAAAGAGGAGGCUGGAGGCUCGUAUUGCCCAGCUGGAGGAGGAGCUUGAAGAGGAACAGGGUAACAUGGAGCUGCUAAACGACCGUUUCAGAAAGACCACCAUGCAGGUGGACACGCUCACCACGGAGCUGAGCGGAGAGCGCAGCACGGCCCAGAAGAGCGAAAAUGCUCGGCAGCAGCUGGAGCGUCAGAACAAGGAGCUGCGAGCAAAGCUGGGCGAGCUGGAGGGCUCGGUGAAGAGCAGGUUCAAAGCCUCCAUAGCUGCCCUGGAGGCCAAGAUAGUACAACUGGAGGAGCAGCUGGAGCAGGAGGCCAAGGAGAGAGGAGCAGCCAAUAAGAUUGUGCGGAGGACAGAGAAGAAGCUGAAGGAGGUCUGCAUGCAGGUGGAGGAUGAACGUCGCCAUGCUGACCAGUUCAAGGAACAAAUGGAGAAGUCCAACUCUCGUAUGAAGCAGCUCAAGCGCCAGCUGGAAGAGGCUGAGGAGGAGUCCACCAGGGCCAACGCCUCCCGCAGGAAACUGCAGAGAGAGCUGGAUGAUGCCACCGAGGCCAGUGAGGGCCUCACCCGUGAGGUCAACACACUCAAGAGUCGCCUCAGGCGUGGCGGCCCCAUCAGUUUCUCCUCCAGCCGCUCAGGGCGGCGUCAGCUGCCGGUGGAGGGACCCUCCUUGGAUCUCUUAUCUGACGAUGAGCUAGAGAACAAGAUCACCGACAACAAUGCCAAUGAGACGGCAGUGCCCCAGACUGAGUAGAGAGCCCCAAGCCUGAACCUUUGCCCCUCCCCCCUGUUUAUCUCCCCCAGCCUCACUAGAACUUCCCAAUCCCUACCAAACUGAGUAGGGACCCCCACCCACCCACCCACUGCUCUCCCUUUCAGUCCCGUCGACCCAACCUGAAUAAAUUUGUCCCGCUCAUCCCGCAUUGACGCUGCUCAUAUGCAGAAUAGGCUAAGCUUGAUCCCGCCACCAUAGUCCCAAUAUUUCCAGUUUUACUUGACCCUUAACCGUAGCAGACAUGAGCAGUGGACACAACCUUACACACACACACACACACACACACACACACACACACACACACACACACACACACACACACACACACACACACACACACAAACACACACACACCAUUCCCAAUCCAGUUAGGUUUGAGAGAACCACUAUUCUGCCUUGCCCUAAAUAGUGAAGCUGCAGGGCUAUGUAAUACCUUCUAAUAUCCAUUGAAUAAUAUUCUUCAGUAGUCAUACCUUGGGUUUAUUUUUCAACCAGUUCAGCAUACAGUCCUUCAAGGAUAAAAGUAAAAUGAAAAGAAACCAUAUGUAAAUGCAUAUGUUGAGAUCUGAAAAUAAAUUUAUAAAGUAAUAAAGGCCUGUAUAUUUUCUUUGUAUUAAGCUAGCUCCCUCAUGAACUCACUAGAAUUAAGCAGACUUUUUUUGUUGAUUGAGUCAGCAUACCUUCUCUUGGUCAGUGACUCCACAUGGAUCUGUAUGAGCAUGUGUCUCGGAUGACUGUACAGAAAUGAAUCUAAUCUGGUUUGUUGAGACUAGAGUUCAGGUGUUUAUCAUAAUUGCGACAAAUGAGAAAACUGUAACAUUGCAUUUUUCCCCCCUGAUAAUCGGAUUACAAGGUAACCAGCCUCCCAGCUCUAUCAGUAUAUAUACCUAUCAUAUAGACCAUAGUCAUGUCUGUACAUGAACACUGUUUUGAGUUAGAAAUUAGGAUUAAAUGCUUGCAGAUGUAUGGUGAAUGGGACUGUAAAUUCCCUUGUUGCCUCCGUGCUAGAAACUUCAUCUUUUCAUCGGUAUUGCAUUCGGAAACACAUUUGACAAAAAGUCGAUUGUCACUUUUUUUAAAUCAGUCAUGCUAUGCAUGAUCUAACCCUGCAGCAGACACCAGUCAUAUCAUUUACGCUGACCCCAGUUUCUUUCUAUCACACUAGAUUUAGCUACACGAGCAGAUGAAACUGGUGAUAUUCAGCAUUUCGCCAGGUACACGAUGUCCACAUGUCGAACUUAUCUACCAAGGGAGGGAACGGGUGUCAGCGGGGGACGAAGUCAUUUUAUUAUUCAUACUCUUACAAAGCGAUGGCCCUUUUUUGACGAGGAAAGCCCAUUUAUGUGAUUAUCCUGUUAGAAUCUGAACAUAUUUCCGUGUAAUUCUCGUGUCUCGUUCACCAUCUGUGUCUUCUCGGCUGUAUCGGCACUUGUCAAACGCCUGAAAUGGAAGCACACGCGAUUAACGGAUGGGUAGUGAAUGUUUUACUGAGGUUUAAAGGUGUUGUAUGACUGGAUUUUGAUUCAAAAGGUCAGGGGAUCGGUGUGGAUGAGUUGAGUUGUGCACAUCAAGAUGAGUGUCAUAUCGAACAUUUAUUUGCCGCAUAUUUGAGGCCUUUUGAAAUGCCUAGCGAGCGAAAACAGAUUUAGAAGUCAAACAGGUUUCUCAGACAUCUCCAGAAAGUGCCUUAGCCGUUACGGUAGGUGGGUGGUUGUACGCAGAAGCAGGAAACGAUGUGAAACUUGUGCAACAUGGAAAUUUAACAGUAUUUGAGAUGUUGAAAAUCAACUGUUUAACCUGGUUUUGUUUUAAUGGCAUCGUAAAUCUCAUACUUCAGUUGUUUUUAUUAACCAAUGUUAAACUGAGGCUGCCCCAGACGGUUUAUUUUUUUUAAAGAAACAACGAUUCUGUUGCUUUGGAUAGAUUUGUCUGUGAUCCAUGAAGCUUUCUAGAAAGGGGUUUGACUGGGUUCAAAGCUUUAACAUCCAUAUACGAUUGUUAUGACUAUUACUUUACUGGCUGUUGACAACCAGGUAUUAUUCAUCUCCUUUUACUUCCUUGUAUUCCUGUAUUUCUAGACAUUUUUGUAAAAGACCAAUAAACAUUCAUA